Paramecium sonneborni is the source of this 825-nucleotide messenger RNA. The record is from the annotation of a GenBank genome assembly. NCBI's taxonomy places the organism in Eukaryota, Ciliophora, Oligohymenophorea, Peniculida, Parameciidae.
AUGUUAAGUUAGAUUUCUGCUUUGCUUUAUGUGUACUAUAAGGAUUAGAAAAGUGAAUAUAAUUAAGAAAGAUUUAUUCAUUAUUGUGCAGUAAUAGGAUUUGUAAAUUUUUUGGGAUUCUUUUUAAAUGUUUUUGAAUAAAAUCCAAAAACAAAAAAGAAUUCAUUAAAAAUGAUUGUAGAAUUAAUUUGUUCUUUAUUGGGAUUGAUAUCUAUAUUGGCUUACUUUAUAAUAUAUUUUAUGGAAUUUACAAUGGCUAGCAUUCAAAUGCUAAUUGGAUUGAUAUUAAUUUGGUUAAUAGAAUGUUCACUUUAUUAUAUAUUAAGUGAUAAAGGAUUAUAAAGCAUGCUUAGUUUAUUUAUAACAACAAAUGUGUUAUUAAUAAAUGGUGAUAUAGCUAUAAAAGGAAGUGGAUAAUUUAGUGUAAAUAAUAAUUUUAUAGAUUAGAAUUUAUUUGAUUACAGUUCAAUAAAUUUGAUAGUGUUGUGUGCUCAAUUUUCAUGGGCAGGAGUGCCCACAAUUAAGAAAACUAAUAGUCUUUUUUAUAUAAUUUCAAGAUAAGACUGUUUUAGAUUAAUGGUAUAUUUUUUAUUAUUUAAUCUUUUGAAUAAUACAAUUAAAGCAGUAAUAGAAGAUAUAUAUGCAAUUGUACCAACUUUGGUUACAUUGAUACCAUAUAUUUGGGCUACAACAAAAUUUAGUCAAAGAAGAUACAAACAAGCAUUUGGAUUAUUUUUAUUCAGUCUUUUAAUUUAUUUUCCAACCGAUAUCUAUUUAAAAUAAUAAUAGUAGCUAAAAUAAUCAGAUUAAAUAAUCUAACUAUGA